Trichoderma virens Gv29-8 is the source of this 318-nucleotide messenger RNA. RefSeq lists its product as uncharacterized. The transcript has a single exon. Bases 1 to 318 code for a protein of 105 amino acids. The record is from RefSeq and is a predicted model, not a curated record. NCBI's taxonomy places the organism in Eukaryota, Fungi, Ascomycota, Sordariomycetes, Hypocreales, Hypocreaceae.
AUGGCUGGUCAGCCCGCUCUCAAGUACUACCCCGACAACAUCAAGGCUGCUCCUGGAUCCAUGGUUCAGUUCCAGUUUUGGGCCGGCAACCACACUGUCACCCAGUCCGACUUUGAUCACCCUUGCACUCCUAUUUCCCAGGUCAACAGCUCAGUUGCUGGCAUCUGGUCCAGCUUCAUGCCUGUUGCUGCUGGCGCUGCCAAGAAGGAGAUUCCCGUCUUCACUGUCAUGAUCAACGACACCAAGCCCAUCUGGAUUUUCUGCAGCCAGGGCAAGCACUGCUCCAACGGAAUGUCUAUGGUUAUCAACGAGAAGUGA